ACAACUUGCCAAUUUAUCAGAACACCGGAAGAUAAGCCAUCGGUUGUGGCGAAGUUGCGGUGUUGAAUAUUCUUUGCUUAUUCGAAAAGUGUUUGUGGUUGUGAAAAGUGUUGGACAGUAUUAAAACAUUAAAAUGCCGCACGUUUUAGCAAAAAUGUCUAUGCAGCUCUUAGCAAAGAGCAAUGUGGAUUUCUUAAGCAUUGCUUCGAGGGCACAAAGCAAUUACUGGAGCAAUGUGCCGAUGGGCCCCCCUGAUGCCAUUCUUGGGGUUGCUGAGGCCUUCAGGAAAGACACAAGUCCUAAGAAAGUAAACCUUGGUGUAGGAGCUUACAGAGAUGACAACAACAAGCCAUAUGUUCUGCCAUCAGUGAGACAGGCUGAAGAAAACAUCUUUAAGAAGUGUUUAAACCAUGAGUAUGCUCCUAUUGGUGGUGAUCCAGUGUAUUGUGAUCUUAUUGCCAAACUUGGCCUUGGUGAGAACAGUUUAGCCAUUAAAGAAAAAAGAAAUGCGACUGUCCAGUCGAUAUCUGGUACUGGUGCCCUGCGUCUUGGAUUCGAGUUUAUUGGAAAGCAUUACAACCACGCUAGGGAGAUUUGGAUGCCUUCACCAACAUGGGGCAACCACCCACAGAUCUGUAACACAUUGGGCAUUACACACAAGAAGUACCGCUACUACGACCCUAACACUCUCAAAUUCAAUCUAAAGGGGUGCUGUGAAGAUAUCUGUUCAAUGCCACCGGGCGCUAUUAUUCUGCUGCAUGCGUGCGCGCACAACCCCACCGGUAUCGACCCUAAACCUGAAGAAUGGCAGAUAUUGUCUGAGAUCAUAAAAGAGAAGAGAUUGCUGCCCUUCUUCGACAUGGCGUACCAAGGGUUCGCGACCGGCAGCGUUGACAAUGACGCGUUCGCCGUGCGGCUCUUUGAAAAACACGGACACCAGAUCAUUUUGGCUCAGAGUUUCGCCAAGAACAUGGGAUUGUACGGUGAACGUGUUGGAGGACUCACGUUCGUAUGUGCCGACCAAGACACUGCCGCUAAGAUGAUGUCGCAACUGAAGAUCAUGAUCCGAACGCUGUACUCGAAUCCUUCCAUCAACGGAUCGCGUAUCGUCACCGAGAUCCUUUCCAGCCCUGAGCUGAAGGCCCAAUGGUUGAAGGACGUGAAAGAAAUGGCAGAUCGUAUCAUCCUUAUGCGUAAGAAACUGCGUGAGGGUAUCGAGAAGCGUGGCAGCAAGCACAAGUGGGACCACAUCACCAGCCAGAUUGGCAUGUUCUGUUACACUGGACUCAAACCUGAACAGGUCUUGCGAAUGACAAAAGAAUUCCACAUUUACCUAACGAAGGACGGUCGUAUCUCCGUCGCUGGCAUUUGUUCAAGUAAUGUUGAGCACGUCGCAGAGGCGAUGCACAAGGUCACUGCGUCUUAAGACAACCUAAUGCAGCGUGAUAAGACUAAUUGGCGUUACAUAAGCUGUUACCGAAUAGUGUCGCGUCGUGUCAGUUACGUCGUUGCAACUCGCAUUCAAUGUACCGAAAGAGCACAGUAUUUAUGAAACAAGCUUGUUUACGUUUAAUAUUUUUAUUGCUUUUGUCAUAUACUUUUGUAUGUAUAUUUUAUUUUUUAAAUUAAAAAUGUUCCCCUUGUUCAUGAAAGCAUUUCGUAAAUUCUACUUGUUUUCUGAGAUUAAAUAACUAUGUGAUAAUUUUAUCGUGUUGAGAAAUUGUUAAGAGGAUAUAUUCGUGAACAAAGGGUUAAGUUUAAGAAA
This is a messenger RNA of Spodoptera litura, 1765 nucleotides long. It is a transcript of the gene Got2, whose product is annotated as glutamate oxaloacetate transaminase 2. Gene Ontology annotation, cellular component: mitochondrion. The record is from RefSeq and is a predicted model, not a curated record. Gene Ontology annotation, biological process: L-aspartate catabolic process; biosynthetic process. Lineage: Eukaryota; Metazoa; Arthropoda; Insecta; Lepidoptera; Noctuidae. Gene Ontology annotation, molecular function: L-aspartate:2-oxoglutarate transaminase activity; pyridoxal phosphate binding.